Messenger RNA from Dichotomopilus funicola, 336 nucleotides. RefSeq names its product 60s acidic ribosomal protein-domain-containing protein. NCBI's taxonomy places the organism in Eukaryota, Fungi, Ascomycota, Sordariomycetes, Sordariales, Chaetomiaceae. Gene Ontology annotation, biological process: cytoplasmic translational elongation; translation. Gene Ontology annotation, cellular component: cytosolic large ribosomal subunit; ribosome. The record is from RefSeq and is a predicted model, not a curated record. The transcript is spliced from 3 exons. The coding region runs from base 1 to 336 and encodes 111 amino acids. Gene Ontology annotation, molecular function: structural constituent of ribosome.
AUGAAGCACCUUGCUGCGUACCUCCUCCUCGGCCUGGGUGGCAACACCUCGCCCUCGGCCGCUGACAUCAAGGCCGUCCUCGAGUCCGUCGGCAUUGAGGCUGACGACGAGCGCCUUGACAAGCUCAUCUCCGAGCUUGACGGCAAGGACAUCAACGAGCUCAUCUCUGAGGGUUCUACCAAGCUCGCCUCCGUACCGUCGGGCGGUGCUGGCGGUGCUGCCGCUGCCGGCGGUGCUGCUGCUGGUGGUGCUGCCGAGGAGGCCCCCAAGGAGGAGGCCAAGGAGGAGGAGAAGGAGGAGUCCGACGACGACAUGGGCUUCGGUCUCUUCGACUAA